UGUAAGAGUCCUUAACUUAGAAACUGACCUCGGGAUAUAGACAUUUAGUAUGAUUUACAUGAUAUUAUUUCUACUGCAAACUGUUGAUGUCUGAGUUAUGAGAAUGAUCAUAAUUUUCAGAAUUGAUUAUGUGGAGGACUUCUUUUCACAAUGGUUGUGAUUACAUGUAACUGUCUGAAUGUAAAACUGAGCAGCAAACAAAACCCAAACACAGCUGUAUUUGAUUUCUUGACAGAUAGUGGAUCAGAAAACACACCAUUUUACCCAAAUAAAGUUUUACUAGUGGAAGUUAUUGAUCCUGGAAUUACUAUUGAGCAAGAUUACCUUGUUCAUCGACAGCAGAUUGGAGAAUGGCUUGUUCACAGCUGCUUGAACUGUGGACUAGAUGUCUAUGCAACAAAACCAAGAUCUUCAAGAUUACUUAUUAAUCAAAAAGUGCAGUAUGAUCCUGCAGUUAUAGAUAGAUUACAUCACCACCCAAAUUAUUCUAAUGUAUUUGAGCUUGUGCUACCAGAAAAAGAUACCCCAUUUCAGACUAUACCUGAUCGAUCAUCAGGACAAUUUGAAUCUCUACAGGGUGAAAUAAAUAUGGUCCAGGAACAGUUGACGAACUACAUAAUGCAAGAGGAAACUGAGAUGGAAAAUAGAAUCAAACAAUAUGAAGAAGAACAGAGAAUACUGUUUCAGCAGCUCCAAGAAAAAGUCAGAAAAGACAAGAAAAAAAUGAUAAGUGUUCUCCUGGAAGCACAAAAGAUGAAAUCUGCUGGUGAUAAUACAGGGUCAAAAAAUGUUUCAAAGACUCCAGAAAGGUUAAAGCCAAAAGGGAUGAUGUCACAGAAAACUGCACUUUCAAGGGCCAAAUCAACACCAGUCCCAAGAGGACAGUCAUUGGAGGAUUAUGAUCAAAAUGCUGAUGGUAUGUUUAUGUUUGAUGGAGGUGAUAUUGACAGUGAGGAACAAUUUUAUCAGUCAGAAGAUGAAUCGGAAUCUGAAGAAGGAAGUGAAAGAGGUGAAAGAGAAGCCCCUUCAACAGUGAAAAAGAAUAAGUUAAUAUAUUCAGCAUCUGUGCCAAUCUCUGUCCCCACUUGGUGCCCUGGUAUUAGGGAAACUGUUGACAUAGAAGAGUUUGAUGAAGAUGGAUCUCUACCAACUGACCCAGAACAGAUUGCAGCAUCUAUGCAAGCCUUAGCACAGAGCAUACAUAAUGAUGAAAGAUACAUAUUUGGCGAAAGACCAAGACCAAGGUUGAACACUGGAGAUUUUACCAACCAAUAGCAGUGUGUUUUAUGUAUUUUAAUUAUGAAUUAUGGGAUGUUGAUCUUUCAUGCAAGUGUUUUAUCCCCAUCUAUUAUCAGUGCUUUUUAAACCUUGUUUUGAUUUACAGAUCUUAGCAAAAUCUUACAGUUUAUUGAAUGUGACAUUGUGUAUAAAAGUUUUCAAUGUUUGGAAAAUUUUUGUCACAUGGCCUGUAAUUUGAAGUUUUCAUAUUGAAGAUGAUGAUUUACAAGGGUGCUUUCCAAGAAACAAUAUUUGCUUGCUUUUAUGGAAAACGUGUUUUUAUUUUUAGAAAACAGAACUUUAUUGUUAAAUUAGUAAUUAUUAUGUAUUUAAAAAUUACUGGACAUGGAGGUCAAUUGGCUCAUGAAAUUACUCAUUUAAAAUUUGUCAUAGGGCAUUUUUAAUUAUAGAUUUUUUUUUAUAGUACUUAAUAGGGUUACUUUGUGAAAUAAAUUAAUAUGUUGCUUUUAUCAGUACAUUGUAUUUUAAAUUUAUAAAUUGAAAGCAGGUGCUUGUUUUAAUAUGGCAUUACAUAUUUUGACAAACAAUGUUUUUUAGAAUCUAUAUAUAUCCUUGUUAUAUUCAUAAUAUACCAAACAAAUAGAAAAAAAAUCAUUAUCAGUACACACUAUAUAUCAAUGAUAACAAAUACUGGUAUUGAUUAAGUUGUCAUUUGCUUUCUUGUUUGUUUUUUUUUUUGGCUAAAUUUUAUCUGACUUUAUUAUUGUUAAUAUUCAUAAUUAUUUUCUAAGCUAUAUUAAGAAGACUUUGAACACUUUGUGUGAAGAUGUUCUUUAGGAAUUUAGCCAAAAUAAGAUACACAGGAAUAUUAAAGGAUAUAGUAUAUAAUUGCAUUGUAUUUUAAAUGAUUUAUCCUGUCUUCAGGUUGUAAUUAUUAUGUGAAAAUGUUUAACUUGUGAUGAUUUUUAUAAUCUUUCAUUCAAACAUUGUUUAAUUUGAUCUCGGUUGGAAAACCAAAUUCAAUUGUCAGGUACUAGUCAUAUUAUAGAUGAAAUAAUCUAGUUUUAUUCCAUUGGGCAUGCCUAAAACAAGUAUUUAAAGGAAUGAUUGUCAGUUUUUAAAGGAAUGAUUGCCAGUUUUAAAAAUACAAAUCAUGUUAUUAGAAACAAUUUAAUCUAUGCAAAUGCUGAAUAGCUAUACUUAUGAUUGGUUUUCUUUCUAAAAUCAAAAUGCUCACAAAAACAGAUUAUUUGUGAAGUUUAUAUACUGAUUUUAUUUUCAACCAGGUUUCAUGGAUCAUGAUAGAUAUUUUAUUCAGUAUGAAUUAUGAAUGUAUAAUUUAAUGGUCUCGAAAUAAAAGCAGUGGGAAGUCCUUGAGACGAAACAUUUUAUGGUGAUACACAUAUUUGUAGUUGUAUUACAAAAAUAUAUGAAACCAGGAAAAUAUUUUAUCUAGCUAUAAAGGUUUCUUUCAGUACUAACAAAUUGAAAUCUUGAAAGCAGUAAUUUUCAGUUUGUCACCUGACAGCUUCUAGCUUGGUUGACACAAUGGGAUCACCUUCUGUUGUCAUAGGUCAUUGUCCCUGUCACAGGCUUUGUUAAUCAACAACACCUUGAAAACUACUUGACAGAAUUCAACCAAACUUACACAGAAUCUUCAAAAUGACUUAAAUUUGCGUGAUUUUUGUGGUUUCCCAUACCAAAACAUUGAUUUUGCCAUUUCUGUUUAUAUUAUUUGGAGAUGGAAGGCAACACAUGUCUUCCUUGAAAUACUCGAUCACUUUUUGUAGUAUUAAGGUCUCAAAUCAUGUGUACAUUUUACAUUAUACAUUUGGAUAAGUGUCUUAGAAUUCACAAGAGUAGACUCCAAUACACAAAUCUCAAGUUGUUUUUUAUGAAUGAGUUACAACGCCAUAGACUAUGUCAUGGACCAAUCAGAUCUUACUGUGACAUAAUAACAUAAGCAUUGUGACAGGAAAUUUCCAGGAAAGUGCACAAAUUCAAAAGUCGUCUAUUAUACUUAUUUUAAUUUAUUGAAAAAUUAUGCUUGUGUUAAAGAUUUGGUUGAAGUUUUUUUGGUGUUGUAUAUUUGGGGGAAUUUAUAAUCUGCCAUACAAGGUGGUCACUUUUAUUUAUGAAGACCUUUUGGUGAAUUGUAUGUGUUUAUUAUGGUUAACUUGCAUUGUGUUGUGAACUUGCUUUCCUAUUCAGACAUUUAUUUCAUGUUUCGUUUUUUUCAUGUAUAAUCUGAAGAUGUAUCAAGCAUAUAUUCUUGAAAUGGUUUGAUUGUGUCCAGAAUUUUAAGUAAGAACAUUUUUAAUCCAAGGGAUCCUUAACUUCCAUACUUUUGUAUAGCAACUCAAUUUUUCCUUUUAGCAAAAAUUAGUUGUAUGAUAAGGAAGAAACUGUGUACAAGUUUUAAAUUUAGGCAAAUUAGAGCUUGCUAUAUGGUAUGUGAGCUCAUUGGUGCAGAAUAUGUUGAGCUCUACAUAUGUAAUGUUUGUGAAGUUUUGUUGAUGGGUUGCUGUCUCAUUGAAGUUCCUUUAUAUAGAAUUGAACCACAAUAUGCAGUAUUGUGCAAACACAUUCUUGGUUACAUAUUUAGCUUAUAACUUGGGUUAUAUAAACUGUAUGAACAGCACUAUGAGAAAAAAAACCUCAAAUAGGGGAGAUAAUUCACUAAAAUCAUUUAUAUAUGAACACUUAAGAGCAGAUUUCUCAAGUAAGUGACCUACAAACCAUCUAUUACUUUAGACAUUUUUUAUUUAAGCAGGUUUAUCACUCCAUAUUCUGAGGAUUUCGAUAUUGACUAAAUUCAACAAAUAGAAUUUAAUAAUUUUAUAUUGCUAUAAAAAAUUAUUUAACUAGGGCAGAUAAUCAGGAAUUUUGCCAGAAAGACAUUUUUGUGUCAUUAUCUAGUCCAUCCAUUGUUUUUACAUGUAAAUUAAUUUUUUUACUUUACAUAUACAAUGAUGUUUGGAAGUUUGUCUUUUUAUACAGUUAUAACUUUGCUGUUGGAUAAAUGAUAUUACAUUGUCUGAAUUUGUAAUAGAAUAUUUGUAUUAAUUAAUGCUUUGAGAAAAAUGUUUAUGAAAAUCAUAAAGUAAUAAUGUGUUAAAUUAAUAAUUGUUAAUGAUUUAGUUUAAAGAGGUCAACUAUGAGCUGUUCUAGGAGAGACAUAUAAGGAGGAUGCUUAUUUCAAUGACAUUCUUCCUAUGGAAGUUUAAUUUUGCAGUACUUCUUAGAGUUUGACUUUUGAUAAAGUAUCAAUGUAGAUUGAACAGUAGUUAUAUAUUCCAUUCCAUGUAUUUUCACCUGAAACAGUUUUAGAGUAUGAAUGACACUGAAUAUACAUGUAGUUGAUGCUUGUAAUAUAGUUAGUUUAACAAAAUAGUCUUUUUUUUUCUUGAGCACUUCUGAAGGUAGUCACAAACUUUUUUGUUUACAGGGAUAUGUCAAAAUCUUCUGUAAUAUUUACUACACUUUGUAAAAUUUUACAGCAUUCUGUAUAGACAUUCUAUGUUCUGACACUCAACCUGUUAAGUUGUAUCUACCAAAUAACAUCAAUUGCUGAUAGUAGAACAUAGGGGUUAAACCUCAUGGUUUUCAUUUGAUGUUAUUUGGUGGAAUGUUCCUGUAUAGUUAUGUAACAAUUGGAAACUCUGUCUUACUGCUAUAAAUAAAAUCAUUGUAAUAUAAUUAUAGAUGAUCAUAAUUAAAUUAGCUAGUUUUAUAUUUGGUGCUCUCUGUUGUGAUUCUAUGUGAUUAUUAUUAUACAUAUAUCAUGUUUCCAGCUAAGAAGUACUGUAGAUUCAGAAAUUAUUGUGUACAUUUAUUAGUGCUAUUUUUAAAGACUGAACUAAAAUGUGAGAUUAAUUAUUGCGAUUUCUUGAAAAGGUUCAUAUAGAUAUAUGUAUCUGAUAUCAGAAUGUGAGGUCUUAUUAUUGUGAUAAUCACCAUGUCACAUAAUUGGCAUAUAAUUUAAUUUUGGAUGUAACGCGUCUUCUGAUUGGCUGGCGUUGUUUUGUUUAUCAGCUCAUAGACAUAAUUUUGUCAUGUGACCGUGACGUCAUCAACGUUUUUUCAUGGUUUACUACGGUUUAAAAUGGAAUUUAGAAUUAAAUUAUAAGAAAUAACUGUAAUAUUUUUUCUGUCUAUUUGAAAUAACAUAAAAAAUGUGGUGCACACUUUAAAAUAACCCGCUAUGCAGGUUAUUAAGUGUGCACCACAUUUUUUAUGUUAUUCCUUCAUAGACAGAAAAAAUAUUACAGUCAUUCCUUAAUUAAUAAUAAAAACCUGCAAUAAUUUCUGAAUUUACAGUAUAGCAUUUGCUGAAUUUUUAUUCAUGUUUAUGGUAAUGGAAAGUACAAUCGUUUGUUUUUCAUAGAUAGAACAGAAUGAAUAUCAGUAUGGAUGAAAGACAUCAUGUUUAUUUUUUUUUUGUAUAAUUCUAGAAAGCGGCUGAUUAUUAGAUUUGGUGCAUUAAUGUCAUAAUUUGUAAAAGGGGCUUAGCUUGUGCAAAACAAAAAUAAAGAUUGUAGUAGCUAAAAAAUUAUAUAAAAACAUUAUUACAUGUUUAAAUUAUUUUAGGAGUAAAACAAGGAUAUCUGUUCAUGACAUUUUUAUAUAAAGUUUCAAUUUUGCAUCUGUUUCUAAACAGUUUUCCUUUUCACAAAUAAACUCUUACUUGAAAAAGAGCAAACAGUUUCUGGUCAUUUUUUUUUUUUUAUGGAAAUUUAAAAUUCAAUUCAUGUCUUCUAUUCUAUUGAUAGGAAACCAGAAAUAACAUCAAUAAAUUUUAACGAAAUAAAAAUUUGAUAUGGACCUAUAAAUUAUGAAAUUUUCUAUUGUAUGUAAUUUUCAAAGCAUAAAUAUUUUUUCUAUAAAGAUUGCUUUUAUGCAACAGUUAACAACCAGCAUGACAUAGCUACCCUAUAAAUAAGAAAACUCAAUUUAAGUGCUAUUGUUGUGAAUGUUUCUUAAAGAUUUUAACUAAAUAGUAUACAUAUAGUUGUCAGAAAAUUAAAAUUUAUUUAAUUGUUAAAGAGAGAAAAUGAAGUAGAAUAGCUAAAAUUGUUAGUUUUAGUAUAUAUGUGUUUUGAUGGAGGAGAAAUAAAUCAGCAUUGUAGAGUAUUUUAAGUUAUAUUUCAAUUAAUUAUAUAUUUCAAUAUCUCUAUGUUUAUAAAAGGAUACACAAGUUGUCCUGGUUCUCAGAUAUGUUUUAGUCAAGGGUAAUUUUUGAAACUAUUUCAUAAAUCAUUAACUUGAACCACUCAAUAUAUAUAUUUGUUGUUGUUGUAGUAUACAAAAAAAAUCUGUUCUGGUUCAUAGAAAUCAUCUGGUCAAGGGUAACUUUAUGCCAUGUUUGUCCCCAUGACUAAGUGGUUGUGUGAAUAAUGGAUAAAUAACUUGAAACCUUUUCACAGAUCUGAUGUACUUAUGAGAAAGUUAGAUAGACGAAUCUAUUUCAUGUUGGCUUAUUUCCUUGCCUUUUAGCAAUGACAAAAAUUUUGGUUUUAGUUCAUUUCAAUAGUUGAUGUCAGUAUUAAAGCAAGAGUGCUGAUGUUCAAAUAUAAUUGUAUUGUGCUAAUUUGAUAGAUUAUUUCAGUUUCUGAAUAUCUUAUUUCAAACCUAUAGUUCUUCUUUUUGCAUGAUGAAGUAAAGCAGAAAGUGUGCCCCAUCCCCAACUGCAUCUAUUACUGAAUCAGUCAAAAUAAGAAAACUUUUAAUUGAGGAACAUAUAGAGUUUUUAUUAAUUAUGUUUUAGGUUAUAAUUUUACAUUGUUUUUAGAGUAUGUUUAUGAAGGAACAUAACAUUGUCAUUGAUGUAUUGCACAUGGUUGUGGUACUUGAUUUUCUCAAUCAAAUAAAUUGAAUGAAAUCAU
Mytilus californianus (California mussel) is the source of this 7124-nucleotide messenger RNA. RefSeq lists its product as uncharacterized. The record is from RefSeq and is a predicted model, not a curated record. Gene Ontology annotation, biological process: negative regulation of TOR signaling; neurotrophin TRK receptor signaling pathway; negative regulation of protein kinase activity. The coding region runs from base 151 to 1275 and encodes 374 amino acids. Gene Ontology annotation, cellular component: cytoplasm. The transcript has 13 exons. Lineage: Eukaryota; Metazoa; Mollusca; Bivalvia; Mytilida; Mytilidae.